GACAUCAGACGUCAGGCCGGUACAGUUAUGUGAAAUAUCAUGUUUAUUCGUGUUUUACUGUGAUUAUCGGACGUGUAUUCGUGUAAAGGAGCGGUAAUAAUGUUGUCCAGACUGAAGGUGUGUGUGAGGCCGUGUGUCAGUAUGUGUCGAUGGGCUCACACUAAAGAGAAGGGAAAACCUCUCAUGCUCAACCCACGAACCAACAAGGGGAUGGCCUUCACUCUGAAGGAGCGUCAGAUUUUGGGCAUUCAUGGGUUGUUGCCGUCGAAGAUCGAGACUCAGGACACACAGGCAAUGCGCUUCCAGAAGAAUCUGAAGAAGAUGUCUGACCCCCUGCAGAAAUACAUCUAUCUGAUGGGGAUUCAGGAGAGGAAUGAGCGUCUCUUCUACCGUGUGCUGAUGGAAGAUAUCGAGGAUUUAAUGCCUAUAGUGUACACUCCCACCGUCGGCCUCGCGUGCACACAUUACGGUCACAUCUUCCGCAGGCCAAAAGGUCUGUUCAUCUCCAUCAUGGAUCAAGGACACGUUCGCUCUAUUUUGGACAACUGGCCUGAAACCACAGUGAAGGCUGUGGUGGUGACGGACGGCGAGCGGAUCUUGGGUUUAGGGGAUCUGGGGGUUUAUGGGAUGGGUAUUCCUGUAGGAAAGCUGUGUCUCUAUACGGCGUGUGCGGGGAUCCGACCCGAGAGCUGUCUGCCCGUCUGCAUCGAUGUGGGCACAGAUAAUGAGAAGUUACUGAGGGAUCCCUUCUACAUGGGUCUGUAUCAGCAGCGAGAUCGCUCCCAGCGUUACGACGAUCUCAUCGAUGAGUUCAUGGAGGCUGUGGUUGAGAAGUACGGACAGGACACGCUCAUCCAGUUUGAAGACUUUGGGAAUCACAACGCUUUCCGCUUCCUGAAGAAAUACAGAGAGAAGUACUGCACCUUCAAUGAUGAUAUCCAGGGUACUGCAUCAGUCGCUCUGGCAGGUCUGUUGGCCGCUCAGCGCGUUAUAGGAAAACCAAUAACUGAACAUAAAGUUUUGUUUCUGGGGGCUGGAGAGGCGGCUCUUGGAAUCGCUAAUCUGAUCGUCAUGGCGAUGAUGGAAACAGGAAUGUCACAGGCUGAUGCCAGGAAGAAGAUCUGGAUGUUUGACAAAUAUGGUCUGUUAGUAAAGGGCAGAGCUUAUGAGACAGACAGUAAUCAGGAGGGAUUUGUUCACGCUGAUCCAGGAGACGUGAAAAGCUUCUUAGACGCUGUCAAUGUAAUUAAACCCACAGCCAUCAUCGGUGUGUCCGGGGCUGGGCGGCUCUUCACUCAUGAUGUCAUCAAAGCCAUGGGCAGCCUGAAUGAUCGACCAAUCAUCUUUGCUCUGAGUAACCCGACGGCCAAAGCCGAAUGUACAGCAGAAGACGCCUACACCCUCACACAGGGCCGCUGUUUGUUCGCCAGUGGCAGUCCAUUUGGACCCGUGACAUUAGAAGACGGCAAAAUACUAAUCCCAGGACAGGGCAACAAUGCUUACAUAUUCCCAGGUGUGGCAUUGGCUGUAAUUCUCAGUGGAGUUCGUCAUAUCAGUGACACGGUGUUCCUGGAGGCGGCCAAGACGCUGACAGAUCAGCUCACAGACGAGGAGUUGAGUCAAGGGCGACUGUAUCCACCGCUGUCUAACAUCAGAGAGGUGUCCAUACAGAUGGCCAUCAAGGUGGUGGAGUUUGUGUAUUCACAGGGAAUGGCUUUCCGCUACCCAGAACCCAUGGAUAAAGAAUCUUACGUCAGAUCGGUUGUGUGGGACACCAAUUAUGACUCCUUUCUGCCCGACAUUUACAACUGGCCCGGCGUUUCUCACAGCCCUAUCGUCGAAUAGAAGAAACAGCCCGGAGUAAUAUACAGAACAAAAUGAAGACGUGAUCACUCCAUAUUUCCCCUCACGCUUAUGGUUAAUUGUAGUAUUUAUAUUAUGUGUGUUAUGUUAUAUACAUCUGAUUGUUUGUUUAGAGUUUAUGGGUUGAAUCUCUCCACAUCACAUUUCACUCCACAUUUAAAAGAAGAAAUAAUAAUAUCUUGCAGAAAGAGAAGAAAGGCUCUCGUGAGGAGUUGAGCUGAUGAAUUUGUAUUGCUUUCGAGAUGAAGUGUUUUCAUGAGAUUGACUCGUAUAUGAUUUUAUAAAGCCAUUGUUACAGGCGUGUGCGCCUUUCACUCCUCA
Molecule: messenger RNA, 2184 nt
Organism: Triplophysa dalaica
Lineage: Eukaryota; Metazoa; Chordata; Actinopteri; Cypriniformes; Nemacheilidae
Gene: me2
Product: malic enzyme 2, NAD(+)-dependent, mitochondrial
Exons: 15
Coding region: 100-1845 (581 amino acids)
Biological process (GO): malate metabolic process; pyruvate metabolic process
Cellular component (GO): mitochondrion
Molecular function (GO): NAD binding; malate dehydrogenase (decarboxylating) (NAD+) activity; malate dehydrogenase (decarboxylating) (NADP+) activity
Source: RefSeq, a predicted model, not a curated record